CGACGCGAGUAACCGUUCGCAUCAUUUUACAUCUACGCGCGUUCGUGCCUCGCGUACACAAGUCACUUGUUAUGGUCUUUCUUUAAUGAUUUCUGUAUAAUGAUAUUAAAAUGUCAACAUACUGUCGUAUUACUGGCAAAAGCCGUGGUUUACCAAAACCAAAUUAUUUCCCAUUGCUACCACCAAUCUCUCCGGCAGAUGCAAAACGGUUUUGUCGCAUAACUGGAAAGUCAUAUGGGCUGCCCGCGCAUCAUUACAUACCGGUGUUAGUUGGACGAAAAAAAAAAAAGUCUGAUCUUAAACAUGUAGAGAUAAAUGGAUAUCGGUAUGUAUUUCCAAUAAUAGAUGGAUGUUCAGAGUUAUCUGAUGUAUUAAAAACGAAGUGUACAGAUGAUCGUAGGUAUGUGUACUCUGUGGAUAAGCGUAGAUGUAGUCUCGUAUUUCCAACGAGCUUAGAAAAAGCAGUUAGAGAUGGAGAUGUUAAAGAUGUCAUGAUGUCAGAAACCAGUGAUACAGUACUUCUAAAAUUGCGUAAAGGUAAAACCGUUGAGUUAGAAAUCAAAGAAAUGGAAAUAUCUGGCGUGACGUUGAUGGAAGGCGAAGGGUUUCGGAACAGGCCCAAACAGAAAAAAACAGUCAAGGAAGAUUGGAGAAGGAAAAUAUUUGAAGAUAAAGAAAAGGAAAGCGAUGCUGAACUAGAACAGGAAGAACUUAAAUCAAAACGGAUAACAUUUUCAGCAGGUCAAGGAAAACAAAUUGAAUCUAUUGAAUCUAUACCAAAAAUUAUAUAUGCAAAAUCCCUAAGUGUUUCAAAAAUAAAAAAUAUUAUUAAACCAACUACAGAAAAUAUAAUACUUGGAGAAAAUAAUAAUAAUUUAAGACUUCAAACUGAUAUAUUACCUACUCCAAUUUCAAUUGAACCAAAUAUUAUAGAUCUCGGUUCUGCAUUUCCUGGAGUGGUACAUCAGACAUUUCUUAAUGAUACUUUUCUUACUAAUUUACCUAUCAUUUCAGUUGUAUCACCAAUAAAACCUUUGAUAAAAAACUUUAAUAAACUUCCAGUAAUUUUGCCUGAUAUCAACUCGUGUGCAAUUGAAGAAAUAUUAACUGAAGAUAAUAUAAAUAAAUUGUUAACAAUUGAUGAAAUUAAGGUACUAAUUGAAAAUAUUCAAUUGGGUACACAAAAAAUAAUUACAACUAGUCAAGGUACAACUAAAAUAUUUAAAUUAGAUAUUAAAAAUUGUGAAAAAUAUGUACCAGGACAAUAUAUAAAAACUGAAGAUGGUGAAAAAUUUGUCCCUGGUAAAAUUAUUGACACAGCUAAUGGAAAAUUAUUUGUACAUGGCGUUAUGGUCCAAACAUCAAAUGGACCAAAAUUUCUUCCCGGACAAAUUAUUGAGGACUCUGGAAAAUUUAUGUUUAUUGUUGGUCAAAAUAUUAUGACAAGAGAAGGGGAAUCAUUUGUUCCAGGACAAACGAUUACAAUAGAAGGCGAGAAAAGAUUUGUGUCUGGACAAACAGUUAUAACUCCUGAAGGUAUUGGUUUUGUGGCUGGACAAGUUGUUAACAAUGGUGGCGAAUCAGAUUUUAUUCCUGGACAGACUGUAAUGACUAUUCAUGGGCCACAAUUUAUACCAGGACAGUUUUGGAAUGAUGAAAAUAUCAAAUUUACUCCUGGACAAAGUGUUUUAAAAAAUAAUGGUGAUUGGGAAUUUGUUCCCGGUGUCUGUGUUGGGUCAUCUUUCGUACCCGGCUUAACAGUAGUCGAAAAUGAAAAAGAAGAAUUCAUUCCAGGAAGAAUAGUCGAAACUGAUAAUGAUACUUCUUUUAUACCGGGUAUAACAACUUUAGAUAACAAUGGAAAUACAAAAUUUGUUCCUGGAAUAAGUAUUGAAACAGAAAAUGGAAUAAAAUUUGUAUCUGGGAAUAUUUUAUCGGAUAAUGAUGGGAAUAAACAGUUCAUUUUGGGACAUGUAACAAAUUCAGAAAAUGGCAAAAUAAUCUUCACAGAAGCAAAGUCAUUACAGGAAGUAAUUUGUUCUGAUGAAGUACAAUCUGGAAUUUUGACAAAUGAUUCAUUUUAUCCAAAAGGUGAAAAAUCAGAUGAAGUUUUUGGACAGAUGGUACAAACCGCUUAUGGGGUAGAAUUUUAUCCAGGCGAUCAAGCAAUCUUACCAGCUGGAAAAAUAGUUCCAGGAAAAUUAAUACGAAACAAUGGUAUUAGAUUCGUUCCAGGUGUUGUAGUUGAUAAUAAAUUUAUACCAGGACAAAUAGUGGUAACAGAUAGAGGAGAGCAGUUUGUACCGGGACAAGUGAUUGAAACACAAAUGGGUCCAAAAUUUGUGCCAGGACAAGUUGUAGAAACAGAAACUGGUUCGAAAUUUGUUCCUGGGCAGACUAUUGAAACCAAAGAUGGAAUAAAAUUUGUACCUGGCCAGAUAGUAGAAACAAAAGCAGGUCCAACGUUUAUACCGGGUCAAAUAAUAUUUACAGAAGAAGAAGGAUCUAGAUUCGUACCAGGUCAAGUUGUUGAUACAAUAGAGGGUCCAAGAUUUGUGCCCGGUCGAGUUGUAGAAACUGGAGAUUGUGUAACUUUUGUACCUGGUCAAGUAGUCGAAACCACAGAAGGUUUGAAAUUUAUUGCCCCAGAUCUUCAAGAUGCAGAUGAUGGUGUAUGUGAGUUCAGUGUCCAAGGAUUUGAAGUGUCGCCAGAAGAAUUACAAGUUAUUCAACCCAAUUUUCCUCAAACUUCAUAUUAUACACAAAAUGGUAAAAUGGCUCUAGAUUCAAAAAUGUUGGAACAAUUAUCAUUUGCAGGUAUGAGUAUUGGAAGACAAGUUCCUGCAGAACUUCCAGAAGUUGAUGUACGCACACUUCCUUCAAUGGAAGUGGCGUAUGACGUUGCAGAAAAACUGGAAUUUAAUAAUGACAAUACAAUUAAAUUAGCUCAUAUAAUUAAUCGAUUAUGUAAGUUAGAUUUAAAAAAUACGUAUUAUGGAUCACCGUUAGUACAAAACUUAAUAAACAAGUUACCGAAAAUCAAAACAAAUGAAAAUGUAGCUGAAGUUAUUGAAAAUCUACUUAACACUGCUAAAUCGAGUCCUAUAACAGCUUUAAAUGAAAUUUAUGUAGUAAUAUUUGAUGAUGGUUUUGUAACGGAUUUAAAAAACCCUAAUAAAGUAAAUAUUUUGAAGGGAAUAAUGAAUAGUUCUGAACUUGAAUCUAAAUAUAUUGCUGAAGCAUUCAGUGAAAUUUUGAAUGAUUUAGAAGACUCUAAAUUACGUUCAGCAUUUGAACAUAUAGCAGAAGAAAAUAUAGAAUUAUUAAAAGAAGUAAAAUUAAAAAUCGACAUGAAAAAAGUAAACAAUGAAAAAGAAGCAAUUGAGGCAUUACAAUGGGCAAUUGUUAGUGUCAUUAAUAAAAACAGUGAAAUAACCGUUAAUCAAAUGUUAAAAGACAAUAAAAGUGAACAAUUCAAUCGUUUGUUAUCUGAUGCAGUUGGUCUUGCAAAAGCAUUAGGACUAAAAGAAGUUGCUUCAGUACUUAUGGAUGUUCUUGAUGAUCGAAGAUCAGCUGAUAUAUUAGCUUCAGAUAAGAUAACAAUAGAAAUAUUAAGACGACUGACUGUAAUGAGGAAACUUGCUGAAAGACGGCCAGAAUUUAGUGAAACUUUAAACGGGAUGUCUAUUGACCCAAUUGAAGCAAGAUUGGAUCCAAAAUUACGUGAACUAGUCAGAGAAAGUGGAGUGUUAUUACUUCCUCCAGAAUCAAACGUUGAAACAUCGUUUGAUGUUCCAGCUGAAUUAUUUAGUCCUGGGAAUAGUUUAGCAAUGGAAGAUUUUAUGGUGAAAUCGAGAAAAAUGGGAAUUUUACUUAUAAUUAAAAAUGGUCUUCAAGCUGUAGUCCCCCGAGAAGCAGCCAGAUUAGUUUUAACAGGGCAGGUUCCAUACACUGUUUUGGAUGAAAGAGGCAUGCACAGAUUUGAACCAAUGAAUGUUCUAGAUGUUUUAAACAUUCGUGCAUUUAGCUCAGGAAGAUAUUCAAUGUAUAAUUGUGCUGUACAAAAAACACUAACGGAAGAUGAGGGAACGAUUACUCGUGGUAGUUCAAUUAGUUUGGAUGAUAGACAAUUAACAAUUGGAGAGGGGGGCGGAGACGAAUACGAGGUUCUUCAAGAUUAUGAAACAGAACCAGUUGAUGGUGCUGAUGAGGAAGAUGAUUUGAUUUUAGAACCCGGUGAUAGAGUUGUUGUACUAAAACAAUCAAAAGAUGACCCGUCAAUGGGCGCCGAGGUAAAACGAAAUUUACUGUUGGACAAUGCAGCGGCCAAACAUAAAAUGUCAGUACGACCAAAUAAAGUACAUCCAACCAAACACAAACCCUUGGAUACAGACGGGUCAUUGGUUCAAAGUCUUGACGAGCCAACUAAAAUGGGAUAUGUACCUAAUAGCAUUCUAAAAAAAAUACCGGCUCCUGUUAGAGCGACUGCUGUGGUUCCAGCAGAAGGACAAACAUUAUCAAAAAAGGAUGCAAAAUUUAAUAGAGAUGUGGUACUCGCAGAAUUAGUAGAAACUGAAGAAGAAUUUGGUCAAGAUAUUCAAGAAGUAGUAGAAAGAUAUUUAAAUCCUUUAGAAUUAAAUGAUGCACCAAGAAUAGUGAGAGAUAAUAAAGAUCUCAUAUUCAACAAUUUAAAACAAAUAUCGCAAUUUCAUAACACAGUUCUCAUUGCUGGAUUAAAAUAUGCUGCUAGCGAACCAAAAACUAUGGGUAGAACAUUUCUUCGUUUAGAAAGAGAUUUCGAUAAGCAUGUUAAUUAUUGUCAGACAGAACCAGAAGCACAAGAUUUUUUGGAAUGCAAUUAUCAAGUACGCGAUUAUUUUGAGGAUGAGAGAUUGAAAGUUGGUGAUGAUAAAGCUCUUUCGGAACACUUGAAAUUACCAAUACAACGAAUUAACGAUUAUCAAUUACUACUCAAGGAACUAGUUAAAUAUUCAUUACUCAUAGGAGAAGAUACCACUGACUUAGAAAGAGCUCUUGAAUUGAUGCUAUCAAUUCCACACCGAUUUACUGACACGAAAUUUUUAACAAAUAUAGAAGGAUUUCAUGGCACUAUACAUAAAUUGGGCCGAUUAUUAAAACACGGAUGGUAUUACGUACAAGACGCCGAAGACCCUAAAGGACACCAGCGUUAUUGCUUUUUAUUCAAAUCUAGAAUCCUUGUUUGUAAAGUUCGUCGAAUAUCCGAAGAUAAAUCUGUCUUCGUCCUAAAGGAUAUAAUUCGAUUACCUGAAGUUACUGUAAAAGCAGCACCAGACAACAAGCGUGUAUGGGUACUUCAUCAUAGACUAGGAGAAGUUGGAAAUUAUCCUUUCACCUUUAGGGCUAAUGAAGAUUUGAGUCGAGAUCAGUGGAUUACAGAAAUCGAAGAACAUAGAAACGAUUUACGUGAAAAAGAAGAUUUACAAGACCAAUUUUGGGAGCGAGAAUUUGUAUCUAUAACAGAAACUUCUAAAUCUUCUGUAACAGUGACAAAUGUUGAACAUAACAGUGACGAUAUCAAAGUACAAAAACAAAAGGAUGAAGAUUUAUUUGAACCACUUAAAGGUAUCGAAUUAGAUAUUUCUAAAGAAAUUGAAGAAGGUUUAGAUCCCAUUGAAAGACGAUUAGCACCAAAACCGUUGAAGCACGUCGAGGAACCAAAACGUCCACCACUUACACUUCCACCUAAAGAACCAAUAUUUGAAUGCACAUCACCACCUGAACCUAAGAAACGCCCAGAACCUGAGGUCAAAGUUGAAGAACCCCCUGUGAUUGAAAUGCCUGUUCCGCAAAAAGAGGUUAUUGUUGAAAAGGAAUAAAAGAAGAAGUACCUGCUCCACAAGUAGAACCAAUUCCAACUGAGCCCCCACCACCUGAA
This is a messenger RNA of Rhopalosiphum maidis (corn leaf aphid), 5917 nucleotides long. RefSeq lists its product as uncharacterized. Lineage: Eukaryota; Metazoa; Arthropoda; Insecta; Hemiptera; Aphididae. Bases 111 to 5858 code for a protein of 1915 amino acids. Gene Ontology annotation, biological process: axon guidance. Gene Ontology annotation, cellular component: cytoplasm. The record is from RefSeq and is a predicted model, not a curated record. Gene Ontology annotation, molecular function: guanyl-nucleotide exchange factor activity; protein binding. The transcript is spliced from 14 exons.